Messenger RNA from Penicillium alfredii, 1659 nucleotides. RefSeq names its product rRNA-processing protein PWP1. The transcript is spliced from 2 exons. The record is from RefSeq and is a predicted model, not a curated record. Bases 1 to 1659 code for a protein of 552 amino acids. Lineage: Eukaryota; Fungi; Ascomycota; Eurotiomycetes; Eurotiales; Aspergillaceae. Gene Ontology annotation, biological process: rRNA processing. Gene Ontology annotation, cellular component: nucleus. Gene Ontology annotation, molecular function: protein binding.
AUGUCUUCGAUGAUCACCACGACCUCAUGGGUGCGGCGAGGAGUCGCUGCCCAAUUCCCCACCAAGUAUGAGAUUGACGAGGAAGAGAUGAGCCGUAUAUCUAAGCUUGCGCGCACGCAGCUUGAGGAUGCUAAGGGCGAUCUGAGUGCGGCUCAGGAUGGGAAAAUGGACGAGGGCGAAGAUGACACAGCAAUGGAUGAAGACAAUGAUGAUAAAACUUCGGGAGCUGGACCAGAUGCUAUGGAGGACGAGGGCGAGAACAAGACCUCGAAGAAUGGUACGAAUUCAAAGGAGAACAACGACGAUGAUGUCUUGAAAGAAUUCGAUCUCGACCAUUACGACAGCGACGAGGUGGACGAGGACGGCGAGAAAGUCACUAUGUUCGGCAAUGUGCGAUCUCUGGCAUACCACCAGCCUAACGAGGAGGACCCGUACCUGGUGAUGCCCGAGGAGGAUGAGGAUGAGGAGCGAGAGGAACUCCAGAUCAUGCCCACGGACAACCUGCUUUUGGCGGGUAAGGUCGAGGAUGAGGUGGCUCACCUGGAAGUCUACGUCUACGAGGACCAGGCCGACAAUCUCUACGUUCAUCACGAUAUUAUGCUGCCAGGCAUUCCUCUGUGUCUGGAGUGGCUCGAUAUCCCCGUGGGCAAGAACACCGAGGAGCGGUCACAAGGCAACUUCGUGGCGGUGGGUACAAUGGAACCGGAUAUCGAGAUCUGGGAUCUGGAUGUCGUGGACUGCAUGUACCCCAACGCAAUCCUGGGACAGGGUGGCCAAGACCACGGCGAUUCCAAGAAGAAGCAGAAGAAGAAGAAGACCAAGGCCAACGACGAAUACCACAUCGACUCGGUUCUGGCCCUGGCAGCCAACCGACAGCACCGCAACCUGCUGGCGUCGGCCUCCGCCGACCGCACCGUCAAGCUCUGGGACCUCAACACAACCAGCUGCGCCAAGUCCUACUCGCACCACACCGACAAGGUGUGUUCCCUCGACUGGCACCCGAAGGAGUCGACCAUCCUGCUGAGCGGUAGCUACGACCGCACCGUGGUAGCCGCCGAUAUGCGGUCCCCAGAUACCCAAGCGCGCUGGGGCGUCGACACCGACGUGGAGAAUGUGCGCUGGGACCCGCACGACCCGAACUACUUCUACGUCACGACUGACGGCGGAAUGGUGUACCGCUACGACGUGCGCAACGUGCCCGCCUCCACCGCGGAAUCCAAGCCGGUCUGGUCGCUGCAAGCGCACGACUCCACGGUGUCGUCCUUCGACAUUAACAAUUCCAUUCCGGGAUUCCUGGUGACCGGCUCAACAGACAAGCAGGUCAAGCUGUGGAACAUCGAAAACGAAAAGCCCAGCCUGGUCGUCUCGCGCAAGCUGGAGGUUGGCAAGGUCUUCUCGACUAGCUUCGCGCCCGACCCUGAGGUUGGUUUCCGUCUGGCUGUCGCCGGCAGCAAGGGUGUUGUCCAGGUUUGGGAUGCUUCUACAAACGGUGCUGUGCGCCGCACUUUCGUCUCGCGUAUGCCGGACCUGGCUGGUGACGUGCCGGAGCGGACUGUUGGCGUCGAGGCUGACGAUGAGGAUUCGGAUGAUGAAGGCGGCGAGGUGGCUGGCGCGGAGGCGCAGGGGCCCGAUGGCUGGGAAUCGAUGGAUGAGGAUUAG